Molecule: messenger RNA, 933 nt
Organism: Ixodes scapularis (black-legged tick)
Lineage: Eukaryota; Metazoa; Arthropoda; Arachnida; Ixodida; Ixodidae
Gene: RpL8
Product: 60S ribosomal protein L8
Exons: 6
Coding region: 129-905 (258 amino acids)
Biological process (GO): cytoplasmic translation
Cellular component (GO): cytosolic large ribosomal subunit; ribosome
Molecular function (GO): RNA binding; structural constituent of ribosome
Source: RefSeq, a predicted model, not a curated record
AUUAUAUUUUACUGAUAGGCGAUACUUACUCUAAUUUUAUAUAUAUCAUACUGCACUAAACCUGUUGUGCGAGCGGCUGAAACUCUCUUUUCGCGUUCACUCGGCGGUGAGGAUACGCGAACGUAAAGAUGGGACGAGUGAUCAGAGCCCAGCGAAAGGGUGCGGGCAGCGUGUUCCGCUCGCACAACAAGCACAGGAAAGGUGCACCCAAACUGCGUGCCGUGGACUACGCUGAGCGACACGGCUACAUCAAGGGAAUCGUCAAGGAGAUCAUCCACGACCCGGGUAGGGGUGCCCCACUGGCCAAGGUGGUGUUCCGGGACCCUUACCGCUACAAGCUCAAGAAGGAGCUGUUCCUGGCCGCCGAGGGCAUGCACACGGGACAGUUUGUCUACUGCGGCAAGAAGGCCACGCUCGAGGUGGGCAACGUGUUGCCCGUGGGCACGAUGCCCGAAGGCACGGUGAUCUGCAACGUGGAGGAGAAGGCCGGGGACCGGGGCCGCCUGGCCCGCACCUCGGGCAACUACGCCACGGUGAUUGCCCACAACCCGGACACGCGCAAGACGCGCGUCAAGCUGCCCUCCGGCGCCAAGAAGGUGCUGCCCUCGGCCAACCGGGCCAUGGUGGGCAUCAUCGCGGGAGGGGGCCGGGUCGAGAAGCCCAUCCUCAAGGCCGGGCGCGCCUACCACAAGUACAAGGCCAAGCGCAACUCGUGGCCCAAGGUCCGCGGUGUCGCCAUGAACCCUGUGGAGCACCCCCACGGUGGUGGCAACCACCAGCACAUUGGCAAGGCCUCGACCGUCAGGAGGGAUGCAUCCGCCGGUCGCAAGGUGGGUCUGAUUGCUGCCAGGCGCACCGGUCGCAUCAGGGGAGGCAAGACCAGCACCCAGGGCAAGGACGAUUGAGCUCAACUGUAAUAAAGGGAGAGGAAGA